AUGGUAGAAGCAGAAUCUGAUAGCUUUACAGAUUUAACGGGCAAAAAUGGCAUAUAUCUAGAUAAUAAUAAUACCAACAGUAUUGGAUCAAGUGAAAGCAAUUCUUUUAGUCAGGAAGAUCUUCAAAAUGAAGCAGAGCUGUCAAAGACGGCAGAUACAGUUGUGAGGCAAGUAGAUGCAGAUUUAGAACAAUACACUAAUUGUAUUUCACUCGGAAGAGAAGCUUUAGAGGGGGAUACCUCUAUUAUCAUUACCAAACAAGCUACAGAGGAUACUAUGAGUAGUUCUCCAUCUUCGUAUGCCUCAAGCAGGAAUAUAUCUAUCAGUCAUGGUAUACAGGGAAACACUAUAUCAAUUGAAAGACGUCAAUCUCCAUUAGCCCAUAGACAAUGCGGUAUUAAAAAUGAUGAAGAAAAAAGUACAAUAAAGCAGGAUUAUGAUUAUAAUGAUGAGAUUAAUGAAAAUGAACAAGCUGCAACAGUUUCCAUGUCACAAAUAAAUAAUAUUAUUAAUUUACCGACAGAGGUAUUAAUUCAAAUGGUCACAGCAUUACUAGAAAAAAUUAUUCAAUCGAAUGACAAUCUAGCUGGAUUACACCAUAGCUAUGAACCCUUAAAGAGAUCACCUGACGAUACACCUUUAGAUGACUAUUAUCGUAGUUGUUAUAAUGCAGCAUUAAGUUUCAGAGGUAAACAUAUACCACAAAUCAGCUUAGAACAAUAUUUCCAUAGAAUACAAAAAUAUUGUCCCAUAACAAAUGAUGUAUAUCUAUCUUUAUUAAUAUAUUUCGAUAGAAUAUCAAAAAAAUGUAACAACCUGUCUAAACCUUCAUAUCAUCGAAAUGACACAGAUAGUGCAAAUAACGGAAAAGAGGGAUCAAUGACAGACAAAAUGAAUAAAACUGAAAGUAAUAAUUCACAAGUAUUUGUAAUGCACUCAUUUAAUAUUCAUAGACUAAUUAUAACCGCAGUAACAGUGAGUACUAAAUUUUCAAGUGAUUUUUUCUAUAGCAACUCAAGAUAUUCAAAAGUUGGUGGUAUAUCGUUAAAAGAAAUGAAUUAUUUAGAGGUCCAGUUCUUAAUUUUGUGUGACUUUAACCUACUAAUAUCCAUAGAAGAGUUUGAAAGAUAUGCUACAUUACUGUAUAGAUUCUGGAAUAGUUUAGUUGGUGUAUAA
Messenger RNA from Arxiozyma heterogenica, 1176 nucleotides. RefSeq names its product Pcl6p (gene PCL6). The record is from RefSeq and is a predicted model, not a curated record. Gene Ontology annotation, molecular function: protein kinase binding; cyclin-dependent protein serine/threonine kinase regulator activity. The coding region runs from base 1 to 1176 and encodes 391 amino acids. Gene Ontology annotation, cellular component: cyclin-dependent protein kinase holoenzyme complex; nucleus. Lineage: Eukaryota; Fungi; Ascomycota; Saccharomycetes; Saccharomycetales; Saccharomycetaceae. Gene Ontology annotation, biological process: regulation of cyclin-dependent protein serine/threonine kinase activity. The transcript has a single exon.